Olea europaea var. sylvestris is the source of this 1567-nucleotide messenger RNA. RefSeq names its product exonuclease V, chloroplastic-like. Lineage: Eukaryota; Viridiplantae; Streptophyta; Magnoliopsida; Lamiales; Oleaceae. The transcript is spliced from 7 exons. The record is from RefSeq and is a predicted model, not a curated record. Gene Ontology annotation, cellular component: nucleus. Gene Ontology annotation, biological process: interstrand cross-link repair. The coding region runs from base 124 to 1290 and encodes 388 amino acids. Gene Ontology annotation, molecular function: single-stranded DNA 5'-3' DNA exonuclease activity.
CCGAAGCAAUCUAUUGAUUUACACGCAACCGAAUCCCUUCUAAUUGCAAAUACCACCGUUCCUCCUGUAUUCGUUGCGAUUCCAACGGUCAUAUCCAUCAUACCUCGCUGACUCGAUCACAAGAUGACAAAGUCACCGACCCGAUCUCCUCCCUUCUCCACAACCACCGCCACCAAAGUCCCACAAGAAAUCAUUAGCGAAGAAGAAAUGGCGCUCAUCGAUUCUGCCUUCGCCUCCGCAGCCGCCCAGUUCCCCCGUAAUCAGAGAUCCAUUCAGUCGAUAACUCGCUUAUCCAAACGCACACUUUUGGAUUCUAUGGCAACCGGCUCUUCGCCUGAUAUUGAGGACUCGGGUCGCGUUGGCUGGUCGGACAGUAGCCCCCUGAAGAAGAGAAACAGAGGUCUCGACUCGUUUCUCCAUAGGUUCCGGCGGAAAAGAGGUCUCUCUGUUACAGAUAUUACUGCCACGGAAUGGUGUGAAAAGCAAAUGGAGUUUUGUCUACUCUUUGGAAAACCAGAAAAGACUAAAGCUAUGAAAGCAGGCAGUGUUCGCCAUGUGGAACUGGAAGAAGAGGUUAUUAAAAGAGUAAAAAUUCACGUUUCAUCAAAUGAAGAUGUGUGGGCACUGAAGUUCGUGAAUUUUAUAAUUGGUGCAAAUCAACUGAUUUUUGAUGGAUUGACACGCGAGUUGCCAAUAGUAGGCUUUGCAGAAGGCAUAUGGAUGGUAGGAGUAAUUGAUGAAAUCCGUAUAUCAGAGUCUGAAAGAUAUGCAACAUUGGUUGACACGAAAACUCGUGUGCAAGCAAAAUUUCCGACUGAACCUCAGCAAAGAAAUGGAAGGCUUCAGUUAAUGUGCUACAAGCGUCUAUGGGACAGUUUAGUUGAUGAUAAAUUUCCCGUACAAAAAUUUUUUGAUUUCUUUUCAUUGAAUCCUCAUUGCAUAUUACCCGCCGAAAUUAGAGAAAAUACGGCAAAGUCUGGUUUUGCGUCAGAGACUCUGAAUGAUCUGGUGAGGUAUUUUCGGAAUAGUUGUUUCCAGCUACCUCGAGCUCACGGCCUGCUAACUUUGAGAUAUGAAUUGCAAGCAGAUCAAUCCUUGAUCGGUGAGGAUGAAUUUGCGUAUGAUUGUGAAUGGGUUAAGGGUCAAAUUAAGUCCUCUCUUGAGUUUUGGGUAGGUGAGAGAAAAGCCAGUUAUACUCCGACAGAGGAGCGUUGGAAAUGCAGAUUUUGCAAGUUUGCCAAUGUGUGUCCAGGAAACUCCAAUCCCAAUGCUUCUUCUACACCAAGCUAAAGGAAAAUUUCACAAAUAUUCGUUCGUAUCUCCUCCUGAAAUUGCAAUUAUUCCUUGUUAGAUACAGGGUGUUGCGAUAAAACACCGGCCGUAUUCAUUCAAGCUUUUUAUUUAUUAGAAUUGUUAUUGAAAAGCCUAGCCCUUCUUCCUCUUGCAAAAUCCAUUUUAUUUAUCAAUGGAAUAUGUUAUGUUGAAUAUGUGGGAUGGCUAAUGUUCGUUCAUUUUAUGUAUUGUUUCCACAACCCCAAGCUCUAUAAAAAUCUAAUAUUUUCGCAUC